AUGUCACGAGCAGCAAUCGCAUCACUCUCUCGACCACUCGCAUCUUCUGCUUCUUCCUCGUCGAGAGUCGCACUGACGAAGAGAUACGCUUCUCAUGGGCCCAGUUACAAUCCACCUUCAGGGUAUCUAUUCGGUGAACGACCACCUAAAGACGGAAAGAGAGUGAAAGAAACUUGGGAAAACAUAUACUACAUUGGAAUGUUUGGUGGAAUGGCUUUAGCAGGUGUUGUAAUAGCAUAUAAACCUGAUACCAGUAUCCAAACUUGGGCUUUGAAAGAAGCUAGAGCUAGAUUAGAUGCAAGAGGUGAAGAAUGGGAAUACAAGCCCAAGUCAGCUUAG
Molecule: messenger RNA, 339 nt
Organism: Kwoniella shivajii
Lineage: Eukaryota; Fungi; Basidiomycota; Tremellomycetes; Tremellales; Cryptococcaceae
Exons: 4
Coding region: 1-339 (112 amino acids)
Source: RefSeq, a predicted model, not a curated record